AUGGGAUCACAAUCCGAAGCAGAGCCAACUUGGCAGGAGCUGGUCGCCAAUCACCAAGCGUUGCAGCGCUCCAAUAUUCCCGAAGGUUGGAUCCUCAACAGGGAACUCCUCGAGAAGCUCAUCGGGGGGGAUGAUGGCAAGAUCAGUGGAAUUGAUCUCAUCACAACGCGAGCAGCGGAGCAAGCCCAGAUCCUCACGGCGAAAGAGUUGGAAAUCACCGAAUUGUACAGUGCUGUCGAUUUGCUGUCCAAAAUGGCUACUGGGCAGCUCAGCGCACUCGAGGUCACCACCGCUUUCUGCAAGCGAGCAGCCAUUGCGCAGCAACUAACUUCAUGUCUGACGGAAAUCUUUUUCAAGCAAGCCAUGCAGGACGCAAAACUUCUGGACGAGCACUACAAGACCCACGGCAAGGUCAAGGGACCUCUCCAUGGACUCCCUAUCAGUUUGAAGGACUCCUUCGUUGUCGAUGGACAGUAUUCAACUGUCGGCUAUGUCGAGUUUCUCCGCAAGCCGCUUCCGACAGGUCAAUCAGCUCUUGUCAACCUCCUGCAAGAUGCUGGCGCUGUGCUGUAUUGCAAGACAAACAUCCCGCAGACAAUGAUGACUGCUGACUCCGAGAACAACAUCUUCGGUCGCACACUGAACCCGCACAAGACGAGCGUCACGGCAGGUGGCUCUUCCGGAGGCGAAGGCUCCCUCGUAGGCUUCCGGGGCUCACCUCUGGGCGUGGGCACAGACAUCGCAGGCUCAAUCCGGAUCCCCUCCCUCUGUUGCGGGACAUACGGUUUCAAGCCGACUGCCAACCGUGUGCCAUUCGCGGGCCAGGCAUUGACCCCCUUCCCACGCCUCCACCUGCCAAGUGGUGUCUUACCCACGGCUGGACCCAUUGGGCACUCCGUAGACGACCUGGAGGCCUUUAUGCGGAUAGUGUUGGACAGCAAUCCCUGGAACUACGACCAGUCAUGCUUCGGGGUGCCAUGGAACACAGCUGACCCUGCUUUUACCACCCGGCCACUUCGAAUUGGCGUUCCGCCGGAGGAUAACGAAUAUACGCUCCACCCCCCAGUGCGAAGGGCAUGGGAAGGCGCCAUUGCUCAACUUGAGAAGGCAGGCCACACCAUCAUCCGUCUCCCUGAAGACGAGUCGCGGAGCAUUGGGCUUGGUGCCCGGAUUGCCUUCGCAAGCUAUGGCGCAGGCCAUCCCGGGCCAGAGAAGCUCCAGCAGAUGAUGAAGGAGCCUUUUGUCAAGUCCCUUGCUCUCGGCGUGCACCCGUUCACGAAGAAACCGCCGCCCGUGCCGCGGAGUGCCGAUAUAGGAGAAGUGCUGAGCGCCCUCACGACCGCGGUAGACGCGUACGCGGGAAGCUGGCGCCAGGCGUGGGUCGAGCACAGCCUCGACAUUGUGCUCUGCCCUGGAGCGCAGUCAACGGCCGUGCCGCACGACACGUUUGGCGUCCCGGCAUACACCUGCGCCUGGAAUGUGCUUGAUUACCCGGCAUGUAUUAUUCCGUAUGGCAGGGCAUCUGCGAGCCUGGACCCGGACAGUGCACCGGCGACGGCAGCCUUCGACCCAAGCUACGAUCCGGAGGCGGUUGAUGGAGUGCCAUGCGCAGUGCAGAUCAUAACGCCGCGUUUUCGUGACGAGCAAUGUCUUGCGGCUGCCAAGAUCGUGGAUAGCAUUCUCAACCCCGCGCGUGCCUGAAUCAGGGAUAUUACACCCCAGAGACAGCUCGACGGGCCGACUUUGUAAAUAAAUACCCCGCAGCAAGCCAUGUGCCAAAUGUGGUCGUUGCUCAUCUGAGAGCAGGAUGAAAGCCAUGUCGGCUUUCGAGAAUCGUGUUUCAAUUGACAUUUGAACCCGG
Molecule: messenger RNA, 1861 nt
Organism: Microdochium trichocladiopsis
Lineage: Eukaryota; Fungi; Ascomycota; Sordariomycetes; Xylariales; Microdochiaceae
Product: amidase signature domain-containing protein
Exons: 6
Coding region: 1-1701 (566 amino acids)
Source: RefSeq, a predicted model, not a curated record